AUGUCAUUCACAACGGCUCAAAUACCUGAUCUUUCCGGAAGGUCCGUCCUCAUCACCGGCGGUAACAGUGGCUUGGGACUCGCUACCGCACACGCCCUUUACGCUCGGAACGCCAACAUUACAAUCGCAUGUCGUUCGCCGCAGAAGGGACAGGAUGCCGUACGCGCGAUUAAGGAGAAGACACUGACCUCGACGGGUAGUGUGGAAUUGCUCAACCUUGAUUUGAGCAGCGUCAAGUCUACGGUUGAGGCGGCGGAGGAGUACACGCGCAACCACGACAAACUGGACAUCCUAUUCGCCAAUGCUGGUAUCGCUAUGGAGCCAUACCAACUCUCUGUAGACGGGUAUGAGAGGCAAUUCGCAACGAACCACCUCGGUCACUUUGCGUUCAUUACGACGUUGCUUCCGUUGCUGCAACGCACCGCUGCGGCGAAGCCGGAGGGUGAUGUCAGGGUCAUCAUCACCUCGAGCGAGGCACACAGAUUCACUUACAAAGUGAACAAUGGUAUCGAUUUCUCGGCCAUGCGCGGCGAGAAGCGUAAGCCAGACGUUGACCCAACAAGUAUCUGGGAGCUUGGUGAUGCAUUCCGUCGCUACGGUCAAUCAAAGCUAGCGAAUAUCCUCUUCACUCGCGAACUCUCCCGCAGACUGAAAUCCUCCCACCCAAACAUCUAUGUCAACGCAAUCCACCCCGGCGCAGUCGCAACCGGCCUCACGUCCGGCGGCAGUGCUUUCAUCGGCCCAACCCUCACGAAAAUCACCAACUUCCUCAUGGGCUUCUUGGCAAGUAGUGCAGAGAAGGGUGCGCUGACGCAGUUGUGGGCUGCAACGAGUGAGGAGAUUGUGGCGAGGGAUUAUAGGGGGGAGUAUUUUAUUCCGGUGGCGAAGAUGGGCAAGACUACGGAGGAAGCGAAGAAUGAGGAGUUGAUGAGGGAGCUGUGGAAAUGGAGUGAGGGGGCAGUUGAGGGCGUUGUUGGGAAGAGGGUCGGAGGACACGUCCAGUAG
Messenger RNA from Saitoella complicata NRRL Y-17804, 1005 nucleotides. RefSeq names its product NAD(P)-binding protein. The coding region runs from base 1 to 1005 and encodes 334 amino acids. Lineage: Eukaryota; Fungi; Ascomycota; Saitoellomycetes; Saitoellales; Saitoellaceae. The record is from RefSeq and is a predicted model, not a curated record. The transcript has 2 exons.